Amborella trichopoda is the source of this 1735-nucleotide messenger RNA. The record is from RefSeq and is a predicted model, not a curated record. Lineage: Eukaryota; Viridiplantae; Streptophyta; Magnoliopsida; Amborellales; Amborellaceae.
GAGGUGAGGAGCCCUCCAAAUGGACGGCUCUAAUCGCACCGCUCCCAGCCCCAUAUAUGAGUGGCUCUCAGUUGCCCUCUGUUAAACCCACUCUCUCUCUAAAACACUCUUUCUCUCUCUAAAAUUUCCCCCUUUUCUUCCUUUCCGUUUCCCUCACAGGCUAUCUAUCACAUUGACAAUCUCUUUCGGUUUCCAACUCUCCAACUUUAAUACCAUCUUAUCUCUUGCUUUCUCUCUCUAACUUCUAUUUCUUUCUCUCUCUAAUACAGGAAAACAGUGCUCGAAAUCGUUAAACCCUCUACGAGAUGACCAAGCAAAGUGUUAUGGUCUCCGAAGCAGCAAACGCCGCCUUAACAAAGCCCGGGCUCAACAUAGCCACUCUCUCUGUUGCGGUAUCAAAUUCCUCUCUCUUCCCAUACACACCCCCAUCAUACGCAACCCCUCAAGCAUUCACAACCCCAUCUUCGGCAUACCCUCCUCCUCAAAUGCCCCCGGCCGCAAGCAUCAUCACCAUCUCCAGGCGCAAGCCAUUGCAGAAGCUCGACACCACAAGCCGAAUCAACGGCUGGAUCGACUCGAUGAAGGCCUCCUCCCCGACCCACAUCAAAUCUUCGCCGUCCCUUGACCCCUCUUCAUGGACGGUCCAUCAUCCAUCUGCUCUCAGUAUGUUUGAGCAAAUGAUGAAUGCGUCAAAGGAGAAACAGAUUGUGAUGUUUCUAGAUUACGAUGGCACCCUCUCCCCGAUUGUGGACGACCCUGAUCGCGCUUACAUGUCUGACUCUAUGAGGAGUGCGGUUAGAGCCGUGGCGAGGUAUUUCCCCACUGCCAUAGUUAGCGGGAGGUGCCGCGACAAGGUAUAUAGGUUUGUACGCUUGGCUGAGCUGUACUAUGCGGGUAGUCAUGGAAUGGAUAUCAAGGGCCCCGCAAGAAGGCCUCGAAGCCAGAGAAACUGGGCUUUAGACAAGACGGGCAAGAACAAGGCAGUGCUUUUCCAGCCCGCGAGCGAGUUCUUGCCCAUGAUCGACGUGGUGUAUAAAGCAUUGGUGGAGACGACCAAAGGCAUUCCCGGUGCCAAGGUCGAGAACAACAAGUUUUGCCUGUCUGUGCAUUUCCGUUGUGUCGAUGAAAAGAGAUGGAGCACUUUGGCUGAAGAAGUUAGAACAGUGUUGAGGGAAUACCCAAAAUUGCGACUUACCCAAGGGAGAAAAGUCCUAGAGAUCCGUCCUACUAUAAAAUGGGACAAGGGGAAAGCCCUUGAGUUUUUGUUAGAAUCACUUGGUUUCGCCAAUUGUGAAGAUGUGUUUCCAGUGUACAUUGGAGAUGAUCGAACGGAUGAAGACGCCUUUAAGGUUCUUCGUGACAGAGGACAAGGUUUCGGCAUCCUCGUCUCGAAGAUCCCAAAAGACACAAAUGCCACCUACUCGUUACAAGAACCCUCCGAGGUGAUGGAUUUUCUACAUCGGCUUGUGGACUGGAAACGCUCGUCUCUCAAGGCCCAAGAGAGGGUGUAAAUAAAAAGAGAAAACCCCAAGAUCGUGGGGAUAAAGUAAAAGAAAUGAGGAAUUUACAUGUAUUUAUGUCUUUAACAAAAAGCGAAAAACAGAUUAAAAAAAAAAAAAAGGGAAUUUAGUGUCAAAUGUAUCUGUCCUCUUUUCCUUGAAGGCCUUUUGAAAGCAACCUUCUUGUUAACUUUACAGAAGGAUGCAAAGCAAUGUAACAAACUACUGUUAUAUUA